UGUAUUAUUAAAUUAUUAUGAUUAUGAUAUAAACUCAAGGAUUUAGGAACAACUUCAACAAAUGAAUUAGCGAACAUCGAUAUUUAAUAUGAUUUAACUCAUAUUAGUAAUUCAUCUCCCGCCAUAACUAUUUAAGCUCUUGAAAGCGGGAUCGCUCUCGCAGCUCUCGAAAUCCCUGGAAGAUCUUCUUCUUCUUCCGCAUUCCCCAAAUGCAGAAACCGCCAUGGAUGAAGCUCCGGCGAAAUGGAACGUUACCUUCACGAAGCACCUCAAGCAGAAGAAGCGCAAGUCCUGUCGCCACGGCUUCCUCUCUCUCCACUCCUCCACCGCCAAGGUAAUGCUGUAUGAUGACGGCGAGCAGCUGUUGGAAUGCAGGAUUUUGAAGAAUGAUGAAGUUGUUUGUUCUGGUGAGACAAUGACCUUCAACGCUUAUUUGGUUGAUGUUGGAGAGCCUGAAGGAGGGCCAAAGCCUCUUGAUGAUGCUUAUACUUGCAGCCGAGAAAAGAAAGUUCCUAAGGGAAGAGCUUCCCUUCACAGAAACACGUUUGUCAAAGUAUCUGAUUCCGCCGGAGAUGUGAAGACCAAAGUGGAAAAGGGUAAACAGCAGACGAUCGACCUAAGCCCAUCGCAGAAAAUUAUAAAAGAAUUCAAGAAGAAUGAAAUGAACAAGUACGGCAUAUUGCAGGCAAGUCCAAACUCAAGGACAUCGAGUACAACAGGCGAGUUUGGACUUUUGCUGACUCAUCUAUGCCCAUACCAGGCUGUGUCUUUCUCUUGAUGUAUGUCUUUGAUUGUGAAUCCGUUCUUGAUUUUCUUUGGGGUACUGUUUCUACACAUCUUUAAUUCUCCCGACUCUGAUGCUUUGUAUAUCAAAUCUUCUCAAUCCCAGUGGUUCUAUAUAUUUUCAUGGCUUCUAUUGAAAUCACUGGAGCUUCUUACCAUGUAUCCAAAUUUCCCUAAGAAAACUGGUCUCAAAAUUCUCUAUGCAGUUAUAUUCAAGAGUUUGUUAUUGAUGUCUCAGCACUGCAGUUGACAUGAUAUUCCUUUUGAUAUAGAUUGGCACGCCUUGGAGACAACACACUUAACUCAAAAGUUGAAAAAAUAUCAUGAUGGCUUCUUUCGUUGUACAAGCAGUGGAUCUAUGACUAGGCAGGUCAUACAGUCUACAUCUACUGUGGAUUUUUACCGUUCGAUAAUAC
Messenger RNA from Syzygium oleosum, 1199 nucleotides. RefSeq lists its product as uncharacterized. The coding region runs from base 224 to 778 and encodes 184 amino acids. The transcript is spliced from 4 exons. NCBI's taxonomy places the organism in Eukaryota, Viridiplantae, Streptophyta, Magnoliopsida, Myrtales, Myrtaceae. Gene Ontology annotation, cellular component: nucleus; site of double-strand break. Gene Ontology annotation, biological process: double-strand break repair. The record is from RefSeq and is a predicted model, not a curated record.